ACGUGGCUUCACUUCAUGUUAACUAAAUAUAAACGAACGUUUAUAUUAUGAUAAAUAUAUGACUAUAAGCAUUUAAUGAGACACAUUCACCUUAUAAUAAGAGACGAUUUCAACAUCAAGACAAGCUUUCUAAAUUAUUCGAUACCUAUAGAAUGGACUCUAUAAAGGAUAUAGCUAAGUGACCAACUGUGAUUACAGGAUUACGUGAGUGCAUUUAAAAGAUUUUGCGAAACAUUUUAAAAUUCAAAACACCCUAAUAACAAUAACCAUUUUAAUAUCAUUAUUUCUAAUGAACAGCAAAAGGAUAUGGAAUUUUAUUAAAGCUGUUACAGGAAAUAUUCCGCUUCUAAAGAACAUUGCUGUAUAUUCUACAAGUAAAAUAAUAGGAAAUUUUGGAGAGAUUAUGCAUUUAAUGUGGAUACAUUUACUGCUUAUAAUGGGCUUGUGCGAAGGAAUUCAUAGCUGCCCUGAUAUGUAUAGCGAUAGCCCUCAACAUGUGGCUUGUUUACCACCGUCGCCUUUCUUGAUGAAAUCAGUGGAAGUAGAUACAUUUGAUAAGAAAUUGAUUCUGUUUUUGCAUAACAAAUAUCGGGAAGAUAUUAAACCUGGAGCCUGUGCUAUGUUUCAAUUAAAAUGGAAUGAGGAACUUGCUUUUCUUGCACAGAAAUGGGCAAACAAUUGUGAAUAUCAGAAAAGCGAGAGAGAAUAUAAUGAUGUCCCCGGCAAAUAUAGUUUAGUGCAAAACAUUGGCUUAGCAUACGUUUCUUGGGGUUCAGUGGUGAACGCGUGGCAUGCCGAAAUAAAUUCAUUUAAUUAUACUUAUCCAGGUGAAGGUUCGGAAAAUUUGAAAAUAAAAAUGGUGUUGGCAACAAUAUAUUUCAUUUUACUGUUGAUGUCCCAUAGCGGCCUUUCGGAAGCAUAUUGCUCCGAGCAAUUUCGGAUUAGAGGAGGUCACACAGCAUGUUUAGAAAAGUCGCCUAAGUUGAAGGAAUCGUUGAUUGUGACUGAUGUGCAGAAGUCUAUCAUAAUCGCUUUGCACAAUGUUAUUCGAGUCAAAGUUCAACCACCAUCCUGUAAUAUGUUCAGAAUGCACUGGGAUUAUGAGCUGGCCUAUUUAGCACAGAAAUGGUCGGAUAAUUGUGUGCUGAAAAAUGACGAAAUUCUGAACAGAAGUAUACCUUUGAAAUAUAAUGUUGGUCAAAAUAUAGCUGCAAAAUUUUCCAAAUGGUAUGAUGUCAUACGUUAUUGGCGUUCUGAAGGCAAGGAUUUUAAAUAUGGUAGAAAGCAUUCGAAGAAUACAGCACAAUACACACAGUUAGUGUGGGCGACAUCGAUUUUAAUUGGUUGUGGUGCCUCUCUUUGUUCGAAUAUUGGCACGUUCUAUGUUUGUAAUUAUGCUCCUGCAGGGAACAUAAACGGGGAAGAACCAUACAGACGCUGCAAUAAAACCAGAAGUUUAAGGGAUUGUGGUCAUAAUGCUUGUUACAAUUUUGGAAUUCUAAAUGUCGAAGACUGUUCUUGUAGUUGCUAUGAACAUAGUCAUACGUAUGGCCACAAUUGUUUACUAAACUGUUCGUUUUCUGACAUAAGUAUUAAAUGCAAAAAAAUACCCGUGGAUUAUUGUCACUACGCCCAUCUUCGCCCUUCGUGCCCCUGGCUCUGCAAAGAAUGCAGCAUUGCAUCUUGGUCUCAAAGAACUAAUUGGUUCCUUCUUUUCGUUGUACAAAUCUUUAUUCCAGGUCUAACAAUGUGUUCUAAUUAAUAUUCUGGCUCUGCAAAGAACUUAGCAUUGCAUCUUGGUCUCAAAGAAUCAAUUGGUUCCUUCUUUUCGUUGUAUAAAUCUUUAUUCCGGGUCUAAGAAUGUAUUCAAAUUAAAAUGAUCAUAAGAUCUAAAUUUCCAAAUUUGAAAUAAACUUCGGAAAAUUUGAUGAAA
Messenger RNA from Octopus bimaculoides (California two-spot octopus), 1933 nucleotides. RefSeq names its product venom allergen 5. NCBI's taxonomy places the organism in Eukaryota, Metazoa, Mollusca, Cephalopoda, Octopoda, Octopodidae. Gene Ontology annotation, cellular component: extracellular region. The record is from RefSeq and is a predicted model, not a curated record.